CUCCGCCCCGACCGCGGGUUCUUCGGGCCUUGAGGAACUGCGUGCAGACGGUCGGGGCCCUGCGGCCUGUUGGCCGCACCAAGUGGGUGCGGGCGCAACUCUGAAGACCAUUCUCCGGGGCGCAGGUGGGGAAGCUGUAGGGCUAAGGAAAGGGGACCAUGUGGCAACACCAGAGGACCUGGGCAGCAGGACACCGUCCUCAGAAAGGGCUGAUGCCAAGAGACUCAAAACUCCAGAGAAAAGGCUCAGGGCAAGGCUGGCCUUAGCUCAUAAGACCUUUGCAAAUUUUUUUGAGUCAAAGGUUUUAGAAAAAGAGAACACUGAUGAAUGUUGUCCAGGUGCCCUCAAGGGCCGGAAGGAGAAGAGCAGGCCGCGCCAGAGUUCCUGGCGUGCAUUUCUGAAAAACAAAGAUGUAGAAGCCCCCAAAAGGCCCGCCGUAGUGAGUCUGGUUCCAGGACCGGAAAUCUUGAAUCUCCUCAGACCCUCUCCCCCAGGGACCAAUAGUCACUGUCAGGAGCAGGCAGAAGACAAGGAAAGCUGUGUGUUUGGAGAUCACUGGCCACCCCCACAUGCUCCCACACCUUUGUCAUCCAGCAAUUUGGUCUCUCCAGAUAACAGGAGAAAAAGUGAACCAACCAUCAAAUGCACAAGCCCCCAGGAAAGUGGUAGGUACCUAACUUCAGGUAUCUUUCCUGAGAAGUCCUGGCUGAUGUCACUCACCAGCCCUUGUGCCCAGCAGACUGGGAUCAGCCACACCCUUCCAUCCAGAUCUGCCUGUUGCUUGGCAUAUGGGAGCCAAGGCAUGCCCAGCAAACCCAUGAGUCCCAAGCCCCGAAACCCCAGGCCUGGUGCUCAUCGGGCAGAUUUCCACUACCCUGGCAGGAGCAGUGCUGUCUCCAUGGUUUCGCUUGGAAGCUACAUGGAUGUGGAUAACAGCUCAGAGGCUUCUGAAAGGCCCAGGACCCCCAAGGCCCCAGCAAGCCUCCUACUUUCUCUGCAAACACUAGACCAGGAUGACCAGAAGGAAGAGAGCAGGAAAAGAGGCUGGCAUCAUCAUGGCCUGAGCACAGCACCCUCACUCAGGGACCUUCCUGGGACUGAGUGUUGGAGGAAGAUGACUGUGACCUCUCCAGAGUCUUUGAGUCUCGCUAGAAGAAACCAUCCAUUCUCCCAGAGUGCCCCAACAGGACUGAACUGCAUGGGCUGGCCAGAGUACCUACCAGACACUGCUAUCCCUGAUGGAGUUCUGGACCCGGCCAUCCGUGCUGACGAGGCAGGGAGUGAGGAGGACCUGUAUGAGGACCUGCACAGCUCCAGCCACCACUACAGCCACCCUGGAGGGGGUGGUGAGCAGCUGGCCAUCAAUGAGCUCAUCAGUGAUGGCAGUGUGGUCUGUGCUGAAGCACUCUGGGACCAUGUCACCAUGGAUGACCAGGAACUGGGCUUCAAAGCUGGGGAUGUCAUCGAAGUAAUGGAUGCCACCAACAGAGAGUGGUGGUGGGGUCGUGUUGCUGAUGGCGAGGGGUGGUUUCCAGCCAGCUUCGUGCGGCUACGGGUGAACCAGGACGAGCCCGCCGACGAUGACACGUUGCGGGCUGGGGACGGCGGGGCCGAGGAUGGAAGUGCCGAGGCACAGAGCAGCAAGGACCAGAUGCGGACCAACGUCAUCAACGAGAUCCUCAGCACUGAGCGGGACUACAUCAAGCAUCUGCGGGACAUCUGCGAGGGCUACAUCAGGCAGUGUCGCAAGCGUGCUGACAUGUUCAGCGAGGAACAGCUGCGCACCAUCUUUGGGAACAUCGAGGACAUCUACCGGUGCCAGAAGGCGUUCGUGAAGGCGCUAGAGCAGAGGUUCAACAGGGAGCGCCCCCACCUGAGCGAGCUGGGCGCCUGCUUCCUGGAGCACCAAGCAGACUUCCAGAUCUACUCGGAGUACUGCAACAACCACCCCAAUGCCUGUGUGGAGCUCUCCAGGCUUACCAAGCUCAGCAAGUAUGUGUACUUCUUUGAGGCCUGCCGGUUACUGCAGAAGAUGAUAGAUAUCUCCCUGGACGGCUUUCUGCUGACACCGGUACAGAAGAUCUGCAAGUACCCUCUGCAGCUGGCUGAGCUGCUCAAGUACACACCCCCCCAGCACAGGGACUUCAAGGAUGUGGAGGCAGCCUUACAUGCCAUGAAGAAUGUGGCCCGGCUCAUCAACGAACGGAAACGGAGGCUUGAAAACAUUGACAAGAUUGCUCAGUGGCAGAGCUCCAUAGAGGAUUGGGAGGGGGAAGAUCUCCUGGUCAGGAGUUCGGAACUCAUCUACUCAGGGGAGCUGACCCGUGUUACACAACCACAAGCCAAGAGCCAGCAGAGGAUGUUUUUCCUCUUUGACCACCAGCUCAUCUACUGCAAGAAGGACCUUCUCCGCCGGGAUGUGCUGUACUAUAAGGGCCGAGUGGACAUGGAUGGCCUGGAGGUGGUGGACCUGGAGGACGGGAAAGAUCGAGACCUCCACGUGAGUGUCAAGAAUGCUUUCCGUCUGCUCUGCGGCACCACGGGAGAGAGUCACCUGCUGUGUGCCAGGAAGCCUGAGCAAAAACAACGCUGGCUCAAGGCCUUCGCCAGGGAGAGGGAGCAGGUGCGGCUGGACCAGGAGACAGGCUUUUCCAUCACCGAGCUGCAGAGGAAGCAGGCCAUGCUGAAUGCCAGCAAGCAGCAGGCCACCGGGAAGCCCAAAGCCCUCAGCCGGCCCUACUACCUGGCACGCCAGAAGCACCCAGCACUGCCGGCCAGCCUGCCCCAGCAACAGGUCUUGGUACUGGCAGAGCCCAAGCGGAAGCCAUCCACCUUCUGGCACAGCAUUAGCCGGCUGGCACCGUUCCGCAAGUGA
This is a messenger RNA of Lynx canadensis (Canada lynx), 2875 nucleotides long. It is a transcript of the gene ARHGEF4, whose product is annotated as Rho guanine nucleotide exchange factor 4. Gene Ontology annotation, molecular function: protein binding; guanyl-nucleotide exchange factor activity. The record is from RefSeq and is a predicted model, not a curated record. Lineage: Eukaryota; Metazoa; Chordata; Mammalia; Carnivora; Felidae. Bases 710 to 2875 code for a protein of 721 amino acids. Gene Ontology annotation, biological process: intracellular signal transduction. The transcript is spliced from 12 exons.